GCAAAGGCAGCCGCAGGCUCUAAAAUCGGCGGUGCAGAUUUCAAGGCUGCAAGACGCGCCAAACGGGAGGGCUUCGGUGAAGUUGAGAUGGUCGGGUUCAUGGGUGGUUUUUAAGCCUUAGCCGUGUCGUCAUGGUGGAUAUAUGCAUGUCUCACAGACAUGCAGCGCUCUUGCGUGGAGUUAUUCUACGCUCUGGGGAUCUUGAGGUUUCGGUAUGUUGAUCUAUGUGGGUCUUGUUAUGCUUUUAUGCUAUCUGUCUAUGUUGUCUAUGUUGUCUAUCACUUUCUCUGUCAUGACGCCACGUACCUGCAUGCCACUGGGCUGGACCCUGUACCGAUCGAUGGCUUUGGCGUCGAUGAUGAUCUUUUUUACGUUACGUUAGUAGUUUUAAUAUUUGCACGCACCGAGUGGGAUGUACAUGUAUAUGUACGCUUGGCUAUUCGAUAUUCGAGAGUUUCUUCACUGAACUUGGCAGAUUCAUCGAGCAAUCUCUCCAUGUCUUCUCAUUUGCACAGUUGCACGCGACCAGGUGCUUGGAGAAUCUGAGGAUAU
This is a messenger RNA of Suillus paluster, 552 nucleotides long. RefSeq lists its product as uncharacterized. The transcript has a single exon. NCBI's taxonomy places the organism in Eukaryota, Fungi, Basidiomycota, Agaricomycetes, Boletales, Suillaceae. The coding region runs from base 160 to 546 and encodes 128 amino acids. The record is from RefSeq and is a predicted model, not a curated record.